AUGGGUAACGCGCAAUCACUCCUCGAUCUUGUAGCCAACCGAUGGCCACUACUUGUCACUGCAUUACUUGCCUGCUUUAUGGCCGCCGUCGCUCCCAGAGUCGUUAACUUACUGCGACUAUGGACCAUCCCCACCAUCGGUGAGGAGCUUGGUAACACGGAGAAGCGCAGACAGGCGUACUUGGGAGGAGCCAGGAAGUUGUACUCAGCAGGGUAUCAGAAGUUCAAGGAUGGCGUUUUCCUGAUAACGACAUCGCGAACUUCUCCGACCAUCGUCAUCUCACCUGACUUUCUCCCCGAGCUUAAGAAGCUUCCUGAUUCUGCUUUAAGCAUGGAAGCUGCCGUUGAUGAGUCGAUGGAAACCAAAUACACCAAGAUCGAGACAUCAGUACCCAUCAUUGCACAUACUAUCAAAGGAGAAUUGACUCCAUCUUUAUCCCGACUGAGUUUGAUCAUCGCAAGUGAGGUCAGAGACUCAAUGAAUUUGAACAUGCCACCAUGCGAUGACUGGACAGAAGUCAACAUUCAUCACGCUCUCCUUCGUAUCGUCGGCAUGGUAUCAGGUCGCAUGUUCAUUGGCCCCGAAUUGUGUCGCUCCGAGCAAUAUCUCGACGCAGCCAUCAACUACACCAUGGAAGUCAUGGGCGCCCAGCGUGCCGUUCAAAACAUGCGCCCUUGGUUACGACCUUUCCGGGCCCAAAGCCUCCCCGAGGUAAAGAAACUGUACCAGCGGAUUGCAGAAGCUGAAGUCUUCCUGGAGCCGGUGGUAAAGCGUAGAACCGACGCAAUGAAUGAUCCAUCAUAUGAGAAGCCGGAUGAUUUCUUGCAGUGGCUCAUUGACGGAAAAGACAGGUUUCCUGAUAAGAAUAGCCAGAAUCUUGCCAAGGUGCAACUGGGUCUCACUUUUGCCGCCGUUCACACUACGACACUGACAGCAACAAAUGCAUUCUAUGAUUUGGCAGCCUUGCCUGACCUGCAGACUGAGCUUCGUGAAGAGGCCCGUGAAGCAUUGUCGCAGAGCGGCGGCCAGUUCACGAGCAACGCCCUGCAAUCCAUGAAGAAGAUGGACAGUUUCCUCAAGGAGACACUUCGGGUCCAUCCUGCAACCAUGGCCUCCUUCCAGCGCAAGGUCCUCAAACCAUUUACCCUAUCCAACGGCCAGGUCAUCCCAGCCGGAGUGACAAUAGAGAUCCCUGCUGUUGCGGUCAGCUCCGACUCCAACGUCUUCCCACACGCCGAGAAAUUCGACCCACUGAGGUUCUACAGACUUCGCACUGAGGCCAAAGACGGCGGGUCAGUUGAAAAAGCAGCAAACAACCAAUUUGUCAGUGUGAACCAGAGCAGCUUGACCUUUGGGUAUGGUCGACAUGCAUGCCCUGGAAGGUUCUUCGCCGCAAACGAGAUCAAGAUGAUUCUGGCCCAUGCAUUGCUGCAAUAUGAUGUCAAGAACUUCGGCGAUGCUACUGAACGAUACCCUAACAUGGAGUUUGCUCAUAUGUCUAUUCCGGAUCCUUCCAAGAAACUCAUGUUUAAAUCGAUUGAGGUGUGA
Molecule: messenger RNA, 1548 nt
Organism: Fusarium tjaetaba
Lineage: Eukaryota; Fungi; Ascomycota; Sordariomycetes; Hypocreales; Nectriaceae
Product: cycloheximide-inducible CIP70 (cytochrome P450 family)
Exons: 8
Coding region: 1-1548 (515 amino acids)
Molecular function (GO): heme binding; iron ion binding; monooxygenase activity
Source: RefSeq, a predicted model, not a curated record